Molecule: messenger RNA, 1080 nt
Organism: Caenorhabditis briggsae
Lineage: Eukaryota; Metazoa; Nematoda; Chromadorea; Rhabditida; Rhabditidae
Exons: 3
Coding region: 1-1080 (359 amino acids)
Source: RefSeq, a predicted model, not a curated record
AUGCCGAGCAAACAACUACUGUAUGAACUGAGCCAGACUGUUUUUGAAUACAUGGAUUCUAACUUUCGAUUCCAUCACUCCCUACACCUGCCUUCGAUCCGUUCCAUCGAGAAAGGAACUCAUCUGAAAAUUAACGAACUGGCUCUCACAGACGCCCGAAUCUCUGUCAAUAAAACUAGAUAUGCACUCACAAUCAGCAUCGAUCGACAAUAUGAAAUCAGCAUGUCCGUGUUUCAUGAUGUCGAUGAGUUUGGAUUCAGAAGAAACACAAACGGUAUAAUGAUGAAUGGAGAUGUUCGUAUGGAAAAUGACAGUGAUGAUGAGGUAGAAGCAGUAAGAAGAAUUCGUUUGAGACAUGAGAAGUUGGGCCUGAUGGAGACGAUGAAAGAGAACAAGCGUCCUGAAUCCAGGCACACUUUGAAAUUGACAAUCAAACCUGAAAAUGGAGAGCCAAGGAUUUACAAAAGUUCAAAAAUCAUUAAAAUUUAUGAAGGAAUGAAAAUGCUGAUUGGUGUGAUAUUUGGAAAUCGAUCAGUGAUUUGGAAUGUAGAAUCCAUGUUUAUAUCGGCUGGCAACCUUCGUUGGAUUGCGUCCGGAGUAAAGCCAUUAGCUCGAAAUUUACAAGUGAUGGGUUAUGAUUCUGUCAAUUUGGAUGGUCUUCGAUCGAUAUGUCAUCCAACCAGUUUCCCCUUGAAAAGCCUCUGCUGUGCAGUAAAUCUCAGAAAUUUGGAUCACGAAAUUGUGGUGAAUACUGAAAAACUGCAUCUAUAUUCGGGAGGGUAUAUUUGUCAUAUAGAUCAACUUAUGAGAGUUUCAAAUUUAAAAGUUCGCAUGUUUCGGAUUCCUGAAAACCGCUUUGCUCGCUUAAUGAGCCUUUGGCUGGAAAACGGAAGACCAGUUGGGACGAGUUGGUCGUUUGAAGUUCAAGGGCUUCCCUUUCAAGGAGAGGAACCGUUGCGAUCUAUCAAACUGUCAAUUGGUCCAUCCUCCAUACUAUUCGUCUCCUAUGGUGAUCCAAUAUUCCAUCAAUCUAUUAACAGAAAUCAAUGGUCACUGAAAAUGGAAGUGCUCAAACUAUAA